GUUUCGACCGUACUCGAGUGCGAGUGCAUCCGUGCGAUAUACCCGCGCGCUCCACCCAAUUUGUUAUGAGCAGCAGCAGCGCACCCCGGUAGUAGGCGAAGACGCGUUGUUGAGGGGGCAGUGUGUGCAGGGGAAUCAAUAUGUGAGAAGAAGAAAACUUCUGCUUUUCUGAUACGGAAAGAAGCACACGCUCGGAAUAAAGAGAAGGUUUAAUGAGUUUCCGUUAGUGUUGUUAGAAGUUUUAAGUGUUACGCAUCGUUACAGUUAGUGUUGUUUCCGCGUGGUUUUUUGAACUUUCGGCGAUCGAAGAAGGCAUGGUUUUUUUUCUGGUUUGGUUCGUUCAAAAGUGUUGAGUAAUCGGGAACUUGGCAGGGGGUGUUGGUGAUACAGUUCAGCCUGUUGUGUGGUUUCUUUUUUGCUGUGUUAUACUUAUCAACGAGAAAGUAUGGUUUUUGACACGUACACUUGUCACUUGUGUGAAGUGGGAAGAUAAGCCCGUGUGGUAAAAAUUAGGAGCUGUGCCAGUCUGAACGGGGCAACAUUUCGACAAUCGGCUAGCAGUGACACGAGGUGUCAAAACAAGUACGCUGCUUGUAUCAUAAUACGUGUUAAAUCUGCGAUACACUUUUCCUUCUACGGUGUCUAACAGAAUCGCCAUAUUAAGCUACACCAGUUGGCAAAAAUGUAAGAGAGGAAAAAAAAACUAAGUAUCUGUUUCAGUGUCUGUGAGUCGCCAGCUUUGAUUUGGAGUGCGAUACGGUACCUUGUUUCUAAUUGAUUGAAAUUGACAGUAAUUUUGCUGUUGUUGUCUGUUGUUGUGUGUCUCUGUGUCGAUGUUGGAUGAUUAAGCGUGCCACAAUCGGAAAGUUUGCCGUGUACUUGUCUACACCUUUGAUUUGAAACCUGUCCGGAGAGGAGAAGACGGAACCACUAGCCCAUACACACACACGAACACAUUCACGAACACCGGAGCGUGAAAAAAAACAUCCAGACUCACUUACGGAUCGCAUUUUAUGGGAAUCAUGGAAACGAAUGUCCCCAGAGCGGCAGCCUACCCAAGACGAUGGUGAUGGUGGUGGUGGUGGUACAAGUGGAGGAGGAACAAUAAUCGGUGGGCACGUUACAGUGGAAACAUCCUCACCAGUCCCCAGUCCGGGUUCGGGACAGUUAGACGCGACGUCGUCUGUCGGCUCCAGUAUGGUGCUUUCAUCGAUUCCGCUGGAAGCCAAUCAGCUUAUCCUACAGCAACAUUUGGGGCACCAACAGCCACAUCACAUUAUUGCUACUGGCAACCACGCCAAUCAGAGCAACAGUACCAGCAACGGUAGCGCAAUCAGUGCUGCCAGCAGUGUCGGCGGCAAUCAUAGCAUCAUUAUCAAUAACAACACUAGCUUUAAGAACCACAACAAUAUCGUAAUAAGUGGAAGCAGUAGCAGCAGCAGUAGUACCAUCAACAAUCAUACCUACACAAUUAACCUAAGUGGCAGCCACAAUGGCCACGCGGUAAUCGCAAACGGCGGCAGUAACGCUAUCCCUAUCCAUAGCUAUGCACCCGUUGCUACCACCGCCGCAUCCGUGAACAACAGUACGAACCUUUGCGCCAGUAAUUAUAGUAAUAGUCAUCACCUAGGGCAACAGCAAUUCCAUCAUCAUCAUCAUCAGCAGCAGCAGCAGCAGCCGCAGCUACAUCCUACGUCAAACUCGGGCAGUACACUCAUCAGCUCCGUCGGCAUAGCAACGGCUCAUAGCAACGGUUCGAUAGCCACGUCGGCAGCGACGGUGGUGGCGCCAACCCCGCCACCGCCGGAAACAUCCAAGCUAGUGGUGCUGCAGCAAGGACACUUGGGAGAGAAUUAUAUAACAGCUACCGAUGGGAUGAACGGCGUCGGAAAUAUUGUCCUGCUUGCGACCGAGCAGAUGGACGAGCACGACAUUCUAAACAACAACGUGAUCAUUACCAGCAGCAACAACGGGGGGAACAGCGGUAGCGGUAGCAGCAGCAACAGCAACAGUAGCAGCAUCAGUAGCAAUAGCAACGGCCAUGGCAACUACGCCAGCAACAGUCACAUAAUCAGUCAUCAUAGCCACAGUAGUAGCAGCAGUAGUCAUCAUAAUCAUCACCAUCAUCCGCUGCGGAACGGGACCACAACCGUCCUGGCGUCCAAUGGAACCGUGGUCAACCCGGACGAGGAACUGACCUCGCUCACGUGGUUGCAUGAUAAGAAUCUGCUCAAAGGCAUCAACCUCUCCAAAGUCCCCGUGUCUUCUCCAGACAGCCCACGGCAAUCGGGAAGCCGCCUAUCGCCUACCAGUGAUUUUGUCGAGGAUUCCAACAAGUCGGAGGACAACACGUAUUCCGCUCAUCCAAUAGCGGAUCAGAGCUCAGGAAUCUACUGCACGGAGACACUGCACUCCAGCGGUCGGUCACUACAGCCGGGAGUAAACACGAACAGUGAAACGUUUUACGUGGGCAACGGCCGAUACCGUACCGUAACCGCAAUCAACGGAGAUCUUAUCAUCGAGUACCCGGUAAUCACCAGCGAGGAAAAAGAGCUCAAGUCCCCAUCGUCAACGGUAUCCUGUGCGUCUUCGUCUUCACCGCCGUCGUCUACUUCCUCGCUUUACAAUUCUUCGCCUUCGCCGUGUUCCAACGGGAAUGGGGCUACAGCGCCUCCAGCAGCACACAGUGGUAGCAAUAGUGGAACAAGUACCCCGUACCAGCACUUCCACAAGAAGUACCUGCGGGAGGAGCACAUGAAGCAGCUGAAACAGGUCAGCAGCUCCUACGUGACUCCCGUCAAACAACAGACAAGUGCAAUCAAAUACGAGGAAGGCGAACUGAUCGACGAACGCCAGUACCCGCCGGCACCGACGAAGAAUGGCUACUCGAUGUCCGUUUCGCCGAAUGUCAGCAGUGACGACUACAGCAGUACCUACGGUGGCAGCAUGAAGCCACCCUCAUCUCCGCCGCUUUCACCGCAACACAUGAACGGCAGUGGAACCAUGGUCGGUGUACAUCCUCAGUCGCAACCAUCCCCGCAGCAGCCUUCGUCGGUUAGUGGUGGCGGCGGCACCAAUGGUAGUCAGCAUUCGCAGGCAAAAUUGUCCCCUCCGAAGGCCAAACAUCCGACCAAUAUGCCAUACGAUCCGCACGUUAAUGUUCAGAGCAAGCCGCCGUUUAGUUUCAGUUCGCUCAUUUUCAUGGCGAUUGAGAACUGUCAGCAAAAGGCGUUACCAGUGAAGGAAAUCUACGCCUGGAUCGUGCAGCACUUUCCGUACUUUAAAACUGCUCCGACCGGCUGGAAGAAUAGCGUUCGGCAUAACCUUUCGCUGAACAAGUGCUUCCAGAAGGUGGAGAAAGCGGCGAAUGAAUCUUUGCAGAAUCUUGGCAAAGGAUCGCUUUGGAUGGUCGAGCCCCAGUAUCGGCCUAAUCUGAUUCAAGCGCUGUCACGGUCACCGUUUCAUUCCGGCUCCGGAAUCGACAAAACCACAUACAAAGCAAUGCAACAGCAGGCUCAACAGCAGCAGCAACAGCAACACCAACGCUCCACGGAUAGUCCCACCAGCAGUGUUGGUAGCAGCUAUUCCAAGCAGGACAACUUCCCAUACCUCGCCAGUCGGUUGGCACCGGGUGACGCACAGAACGGAGCACACUUGCAUCAUCUACACUCUCAGCAGCACCAGCAUGCGGAUCCGGAUGGAGAUGAUUUUAGUCGUUCAUCAACACCGAUAGACUACGAGGGAGGAGGCAGCGAUCUACCGCAUCACGCAACCGGACCAGGUGGGCCAUAUCAUGUAACCUAUCAGCAUCACGGUGGGCCUCCGCCACCGACGACGACGACGACGACCGUGAUUAAUGGUGUUACGUACGCGGCGGGGGCGCCGACUGCGGGAAUGAUUUCGACGACCGGCGGUGAAUCAAUCAGCCGCGAUUGGAGUGCGGAUACGAUCGACGAUGUGAACGCGGCAACCGCUAUGUUGGCUUUGAAGCAUGGACCAAAAAUUUUCACCGAGGGAUUUCAGAAUGGAACUCCACCGGUCAUUACUACUUCGCCAAGCGAAGAUCAUACCUAUUCGGCAGGCGGGAACAUCCCGGCUGCCGGGGCAAGUGGUCGCUCAAGUCAAACCAAUAGUGACGCCAAUAGUAACGGAACUUUGUCCGAUGCUGCGUACGAGAGCAGUGAGGAAAGUCAAAACCUCCCAAUGACAGACGAUUUGGAAGAACAGCGCCGCCAGGCGGGUGUUGAUGCCCUGUUAAACCUAGCCGGCAUCGUGGACUACUCAUCAACCGUCAUUCAGUCUACGUCAUCUUCGCUGAAAAGGCCGGCAUCCACUCCGUACGAUUCCGGCCAUCAGUCGCCGUAUCAAUCCGGAAGCCAACAGUCGCAGCAGCAUUUGCAACUGGAGACUACACCACCCUCCGGAUACAGUGUGGUUGUCCAUCAGCAGUCUUCACAGGUGCAACCGUACCGCAGCUACUACAUGCCGGACGAGCUGAGCCAGUAUUCGUCCCCGUCGCCGCCAAAGAAGAGCAAAUCAUCUUCCGCGCGGAUGCUGAAAAAGUUCAAGAAGAAGGCCUCCUGGGUGCGGUAAUAUUGUGCUGAAAAUCGUCGUCGGCGCUUCCAAGUAUCGAAGGAGCAGCAGCAGUAGCCGGGGGAGGAGAUAUCAUCCUUAUCGCCCCGUUUGUUUCCAUCGGCGUUAGGCUCUAGGGUAGGGGAUUAGCUUUGAUAAGGAUUUAGUUUCCACGUGGUCACGUCGUUGAGUGGGAGAAUGGAGAGAAAAUGCGAAAUGAUGGUCAAUUACCCGGAGAGUGGCGUAAUAGGUUCCGAACUAAUCUGGUAGGAUUAUAGUGAAAUGUAAGGUUUGACCGGGAUGUUGAACGGUAUUUGGUUCCUUCCUGUUUUUUUAAAAUGUUUUUUAUUCAGUUUUUUUUCGGAUAUAUUAUGAAAAAGUUUUUGUUUACAUUAUUGUUUUAAAUGGAAAACAAACUGAUUUUUUGCAAUAAUUUCAAUUGAAAAGUCACUAUUAUUUCACACCGCGCUAACGUUUCGAACGUUUUUCACCUAUUUACCUAGUUUAAAAGCCACAAAUUCUCUUCGCUGUCGAAAUUAACUUAUCAAAAGUAUCGCCUUUUACCACGCUUCAGGGAGCUUUGUUUACAUUGUUUCCGUUAAAUGUAGACGACAGCUUUGUUAUUGUUGAGUGCUCAGAGCAUUUUUUUUCGCAAGGCCUACUGUGCAAACGAAACGUCAACGGAGCCGUACCAAACCACAAACUGAGACUAAUCGUUUAGUUAAAUGUAAGAGCGGAGAAAUCCAUUCUGUUUUUCUUUGAUUAUUUGUUAUGUACCAGCGUAGAAAAAUUAUAUUGUUUAUGGGCAAUUCGAAGGAUCUCCUUGCUCCAUGCGAAGAAUCCGCAUCCGGGGGGAGACGAUUUGGAUUUGUCACUUUGUUAAGGAAACUGAAAGUAAACAGUACCAUGAAGCCUUCGCCUAGACUCUAUUAUCUAAGAAAAAUCAAAUGACGGAAAGUCCAAAUUUAGGAAAAACAAAAAAAAAUCAUAGUCUUUGUACACUUUGAACGAACCAAAAUUGCAUUUUUUCUGUUGAAAAAGUUCUUUAUUUAUUUAAGAGUAAAAGCAAAAAAAGUUAGCAAGAGUUAUCCCAAUAUAUAUAUCUUUAGUUAAUUAGUGUGUGGAUUCCGAGUCCCCGUUUAGUUGUUAAGCAAGUUUACGGUAGUAGUAGAUAGUUUGAGAACGCUGAAGGGAAAGAGAAGAAAACAGAACUUAGUCACUCGCGCCUUUGAUUUUUACUAGAGCUAGAACGAUUUUUUUCUACAUACUAUGUAUAGUCAGAAGGAAGAAGAAUAAGGUUAGGAUCAUAUUAAGUGAAACAAUCACACUAAACAGGACGAAAGCAACUUAGAUAAAAAAAAAACUCAUACACACACAUAGAGAAAACGAUAAACAGAAGCAUGAUUUAGUUUUAGUUUAGUGGAUAGUGGUGAAAUCAAUCGCAUGCUGUACGUUAACAAUAAUCAAACCAACACAUUGUUGAAGCGGAAGCGUCGCUCUAAAAAAAAACUAAUCGAAGCGUGCCACGCCUUAGCCUUUUUUGUUGUUGUGUUUCGCUUCGUAUUUUUUUUAUUCGCUAGAAUCUAAUCGAGCAUCCUUCCCGAUUGCAUAGCUAUUCCUGUAAGGUCAGUUAUUUGUUCGGUGCCAAUUAAAUUUGCUUUUGUUUUGCCAAUCGAAUCCGGUUGGCAACAGUUGCUAUCCGGCAAGUAGGCUAGUGUAUUCGAUAGUGAAUCGAAAGUAGGUAUGCGUAUAGCUGUGCUAGUGCCGUUUCGGCACGGAGAACGGAUGAUUUCAGAGUUAAGGUUAUGUUUCUUUGAGGUAAACUUCAACACUGUUAGUGCACUGUUAAGGUAAUUUGUACGUUUUUAAGCCAAGCUGCACCAAACAGCAGCGUUUCUUACUGGAAAGGUUAUAAGAAAUACUGAAAUAUCAUUUAUUGAAUUGAGUUUU
Topomyia yanbarensis is the source of this 6522-nucleotide messenger RNA. RefSeq names its product serine-rich adhesin for platelets (gene CHES-1-like). The transcript is spliced from 11 exons. The coding region runs from base 1033 to 4593 and encodes 1186 amino acids. NCBI's taxonomy places the organism in Eukaryota, Metazoa, Arthropoda, Insecta, Diptera, Culicidae. Gene Ontology annotation, cellular component: nucleus. Gene Ontology annotation, biological process: regulation of DNA-templated transcription. Gene Ontology annotation, molecular function: DNA-binding transcription factor activity; cis-regulatory region sequence-specific DNA binding. The record is from RefSeq and is a predicted model, not a curated record.